UGUGUUGAGUCUCUGCCUUACAGAGAUUCUUCUACUUCUGUAAACACAGUUCGCCGGUCAGAUCUUUUGCCUCAAUAAGGCAGUGCUCCUCACUUUUUUGCCACUGUUAACCCUUUGUUCCCCACCCAAAUCAUUUGUCCCUUGCACUGGGUAAACAAAGCGUAACCAAGGGAGACGUGCGAUCACAAACGUUUAAGUGAGGAUUCGCACCAUGAAUCUUCACAUGACAUCAUCCAGGAUCCAGCGACGAAGAGGAGGAGAGGCGGCUGAAGGUGACAGAGAUGGAUGAAACCGAGACCUGACGUGAUUCUCCCUCCUCCUCCUCCUCCUCCUCCUCCUUCAUCCCUAUUUGGGUGGUUCGUGUAAACUCUCUCCAAACAUGUGUCCUUGCGAAGUGCAGCAGUGUGAGGUGUGAUGCCAGGGCUGAGCGCUCACCAGCUCCACAUCUGAAGGAGGUUCGAGAAGAGAGGAGAACCCAGAGAGCACCCUGCAUCCUGAAAACAGUUUCUGUCAGGAUUCACUCGACAUGGAGUCAAAGCCUGAUGGAGCAGCAUCGUUGAGCUGCGAGGAGCUGGCUGCUGUUGAGGAUGAAGAAGUUCUCAAUAAGAUGCUGGACAACGCGACAGAUUUUGAAGAGAGGCGGAUGAUUCGUGCUGCGUUAAGGGACCUGCUGAAAAAAAAGAGAGAUAAACGGGAGCAGGAUCGAGGGUCGAGGCAGCAGGACUUGAGACAGCAGGGUCUGAGCAAAGGGGGGACAACAGGCGGAGGUGUUAGCGUCGGCAGAGCGUCCAUGAACCAGCAGCCAACAACAAACAGUGAGUCUGAUUUACUCCGAGACCACAUUCUGCUUUCGGUUUCAAUAUUGUACUUUCAUUUCAUUCCCUCCAUCUUCUCAGAAGCACCCGGCCAGUCCUCAGCAUCCGGUCCCUUCAACAGGACGGCAGGCGGCAAGGCCGGUCCCGCUUCAGCCCAGCAAUGUCCUCCUGCUGCAGCACCCAACGCUAAAAAUGUCAAACAGAUGCUUCUGGACUGGUGCAGGGCCAAAACAGAGCCUUAUGAGGGGGUGGACAUCCAGAACUUCUCCUCCAGCUGGAAAGACGGCAUCGCCUUCUGCGCCCUGGUGCACCGGUUCUUCCCCGACUCGUUUGAGUACUCCAUCCUCAACCCCAACCAGCACAAGGAAAACUUCCAGCUGGCCUUCAGCACUGCAGAGAGGCUGGCGGGCUGCCCCCCUCUGCUGGACCCUGACGACUUGGUCCGGAUGAGAGAACCCGACUGGAAGUGCGUGUACACCUACAUCCAGGAGUUCUACCGCUGCCUGGUGGAGAAGGGCCUGGUCAAGACCAAAAAGCGGCCAUAGACUCAUUCGUGAUUGGCUGUGAUUUCCCUUUUUUACCAUUACAUUACUACAGCUGAUGUAAAAAAGAAAAAAAAGAGAGAGAGAGGGAAUGUCGUGCAGCUUUUUCAACGUCCUGCCUUUGAUCUAUUUGAUGCAUCUGCGUCAUUUGAAUGUAAAUCCACGGUGCCUAAUGUGCAGCAUUUGUAUCGGCUUGUGUGUUAGCAGGGACUUACGGGUGUCUAUGUGGUCUCGGUGGACAGCUGGUGCUGCACAUCAGUACAUUCCACUGAGAUUACACAUCUGUAUUAAUCCCAGUCAGAGCCAUAGAGAAUCUGACUUUUAUGAUGACGCUGUCGAAGGCCUGGGAGUGUGAGUAUUACAGAUCCAUUCAAUAAAUAUCCUUUUUAUCAUA
Messenger RNA from Stegastes partitus (bicolor damselfish), 1751 nucleotides. RefSeq names its product smoothelin a (gene smtna). Gene Ontology annotation, molecular function: protein binding. The transcript is spliced from 7 exons. NCBI's taxonomy places the organism in Eukaryota, Metazoa, Chordata, Actinopteri, Pomacentridae. The record is from RefSeq and is a predicted model, not a curated record. The coding region runs from base 527 to 1360 and encodes 277 amino acids.